GGUUACAAAAUAUUUCCAUUACAAAAUCAUCACCAUUUAUACUUUAUUGUUACAUAAAAAACAUGCCAAAAUAACACAAACCAAGACCAUCCUCCUUGUAUGCUUUAUGCAGAAUUUGCCAUGCCUGGAUAAGUCUUGUUGUUGUCUAUUAAUGCUGCCAAAAAUUGUCACAAAACAGGCCAAACUUCUCAUUAAAACAAUCCCAAAACUCUGUAAAAUCUGCCAAAUUUCCAGCCAUGCUACAACACACAAAUUUGUCCAAAAUAUUAUUUUCCAUUCUGCAUAUCAUCCCUGCAAAAGACAGAUUGAAAUUUGCAUAAUACACCAAGAAAAUCAGUCCAAACAGAAGCCUACCAAUAGUCCAAAACCUGCUAUUACUGCCAUGCCCAAGUCUGUCCAUAAAGCCUGCAAUGCUACCCCUGCACCAACAGAGAACCAGUCCAAAAUUUACAAUAAAAGGGCACCACAAAAACGGCAGCAAAAAGGGUCAGAUGAGUACACCAUAAUUGUUCAUUAUAGCUCAUGUUUUCCCUCCAUUUUCAGGGGGACUCACCUUUACUGA
Molecule: messenger RNA, 562 nt
Organism: Vicia faba (fava bean)
Lineage: Eukaryota; Viridiplantae; Streptophyta; Magnoliopsida; Fabales; Fabaceae
Source: the annotation of a GenBank genome assembly